CGCUUUGACGUGGAGUGCAUGACGAACGGGGAAAUAAAAGUAAACAACGCCUAGGAUAACGAAAAUGGUUUUUGGCGUUAGUCCCCCAAGCUUAGACGGAACCUGUGAUUUUUCUGAGGCUUUGUUGAUCAUGUAUGAAGGCUUUGUUUUCCGAUAAGGACAGAGGCAGGCUGAAAACUGAUUUAGCUAUGUUAGCCAUCAGAUCGUCAGAGGAGGAGUCCACUGAGAUUGAGGAGAUGGACACCUCAGAGCCCAACUGGUGCUGGUUCUACUUGGCUGAGUGUGGAGUGUGGCAUAUGUUUGAGAUUGAUCCCAGUGCAGCCUGCUCUGUGACCAGCGCUCAGAUUGAGCAGUGCUACAGCAGGAACCAGCGUGGUGUGAUGGAGUUUUACACAGCCAAGUACACAUACAGACUGGACUUCUCAGUUAUGCGACAGAUAAAUGUAACAACAGGAAAGCAACGGCCAAUCAAACGCUCCCUCCACUCUGCAACUGGAUUUAGGUUUAUUUGUGAUAAUCUCGCCUUGCCUGUUCCCUGUCACUGGGAGAGAAUAAACACAGAUGAGCCCUAUCAGACAUGGUACUUGGAGUUCUUACAGAAACAGUGCAGACUGGUCAAAACCUUUAGACAGCUCAUCCAGCUUGGCAGAGACACAUAUGAAUUUAAAGAAGUAGCCAGACUGUAUGAAAGAACAAUGGAUCAUCCAAUUAAAUCCAUCCAGAGGAUCCAGAACCUGGAUUUAUGGGAGUUCUUCUGCAGGAAGAAAACACAGUUGCGAAAAGUCAAGCGAACACUGGAUAUUGAGGAGCGAAUGCUGUUUCAUGGCACGGGACACAGCAAUAUACAAGCUAUAUGUACAUUUAACUUUGACUGGCGGCUCACAGGAAGCCAUGGCGAUGUCUAUGGCAAAGGGAGCUACUUUGCCCGCGAUGCCAAAUAUUCCAGUAAAUUCUGUCACACCACAGGGAAACACAACACCACCUUACAGAGACAUGGACUCGCACCACCGAUAUUUGCGAGUGAGCCGCCUUAUAAGACCAUGUUCCUGGCCAGAGUGCUUGUUGGAGAAUACACAGUUGGUCAUCCAAUGUACUGCAGACCACCCUCUAAGGAUGCCAGUUUCACCAACUUCUAUGACAGUUGUGUGGAUGAUAUGGCCAAUCCAAAGAUCUAUGUCAUUUUUGACAGUAAUCAGAUUUAUCCAGAGUAUCUGGUUGAGUUCUACUGAUGCCUAAGAAAAUGAUACAAACUUUUUUUUUUAAUAAAGGCUGGAAAAGCUAGGAUAUGAAAUUAGAUGACAGGAUAAUUGAUUUCCAUGACUGAAUGGAGCAUGGGUCAUCUAAGUGCCUUUGAAGAAGUUGGUAAGACAGUAAGGACUUUGUGUCAAAUUGUAUACUGUACAGCAUACAUAAUUGGACCCAGAAGUUAGAACGUUUCCAUGACUUUAAAAAAUGCUAACCGAACACAGUCUUUGUGCUGUUUUUAUCUUUAAUCCUGAGUCUAUGCUUGCUUACAGAAUAUGUGUGCACAUUUGCUUAGAUAAAAUAAGAGUGGUGCUUGCAGCCUGUAGAUCAUAGGCAAUAUCCGGGCCACCGGCUCCAUCGCUCCCUCUACUUCCACAGUGCCAUACAUAUGCUUCUUUAUAAAUCCAAGAACAUGCUCUGCUCACUCAUUUUGCACCAUGUUCUGAAAAUCUGUGUCUAGUAGUACCAUGUAUUAUAUAAGCAUGGAUUUUUGUUCAUGUUUUUGUCAUAAAAACGCUCCUACCUCUGCAUUUUUUUUAUCUUGCACUUUUCCGCCCUUUCCAUGAAAGGUUUUGUAAUUGUGUCAUAUUGACAUAAACAUGUAAAAUGUG
Messenger RNA from Neolamprologus brichardi, 1856 nucleotides. RefSeq names its product protein mono-ADP-ribosyltransferase PARP11-like. The record is from RefSeq and is a predicted model, not a curated record. Gene Ontology annotation, cellular component: nucleus. Gene Ontology annotation, molecular function: NAD+ poly-ADP-ribosyltransferase activity. Lineage: Eukaryota; Metazoa; Chordata; Actinopteri; Cichliformes; Cichlidae.